Molecule: messenger RNA, 5092 nt
Organism: Colossoma macropomum (tambaqui)
Lineage: Eukaryota; Metazoa; Chordata; Actinopteri; Characiformes; Serrasalmidae
Gene: strn4
Product: striatin, calmodulin binding protein 4
Exons: 18
Coding region: 236-2530 (764 amino acids)
Cellular component (GO): dendrite
Molecular function (GO): protein phosphatase 2A binding; protein-containing complex binding; armadillo repeat domain binding
Source: RefSeq, a predicted model, not a curated record
UCUGAGGGUGCGCUCGUGAGCGUUGUAACCGUAAAUAUAAUUAAUUCAGAGGAGAAAGAUCCCGAGGUUGGAGGGGAUCACUAUUUGGCAUCCCCACUGUGUUUGGUUGUAUCUGUAUCGAGCAAGAAAAGGGGAAACGGCAUUGGUUGUGUGUGCUAGUAACAGGGUAGCCGCUAGCCUAUUCUUUUCAGUCCCUGUUUUUCCUCCUUGCUUUGGCAACAGCUGUUGCGCUGUAAUGGAGGCGGAAAGAUCCAGCGGGGUCGGCGGCGGAACAUACCAGAGCAUUGCAGGCAGUGGAGCUGGGCGAAAUCCGAAUGGUCCGAAGACUGUGCUUGGUCCACCAACUACAGCAGCUACCGCGGGGGCUUUAGCGGCCACCGGGGCGAUGCCUGGAUCCUCCCAGCCACGAGAACAGCAAGACGGUGAAACGGGCCUAUCGCUACCUGGGAUUUUACACUUCAUCCAGUAUGAAUGGGGACGCUUUCAGGCGGAAAAAUAUCGAUGGGAAGCCGAGCGAGAUGAACUUAGGGCACAGGUGGCAUUCCUACAGGGAGAGAGAAAAGGGCAAGAGAACAUGAAGCAAGAUCUGGUGAGGCGGAUAAAAAUGCUGGAGUAUGCCCUUAAACAAGAGAGGGCCAAAUAUCAGAAGCUAAAGACAGGCACUGAUCAGAACCCAGCAGAGAAGAAGUCUGACGCUGAGAAUGAGCCAAUUCUCAAUGGGCCAGCAGAAAUGGAAAAUGAACCAGCCAAUCAAAUGUCCUGGAAAGAGGGGCGUCAGUUGUUGCGCAAGUACUUAGAGGAAGUGGGAUACUCGGACACCAUCCUGGACAUGCGUUCUAAGAGGGUGAGGUCUCUGUUGGGUCGCAGUAGCCCAGAGGUGAAUGGGUCCCCACCGAGUGAAGUGCCUCCAGAACCUGAAUCCCACGGUGGGGGAGAGUCGCUACUUGUACGGCAAAUAGAAGAACAGAUCAAGAGGAACGCUGGGAAAGAGAAUUCUAAAGAACGGAUAGGUGGCUCAGUACUGGAUAAAAUUCCCUUCCUGCGCAGCUGUCAAGAUGAAGAGGAAGACAGUGAUGAAGAUGAUGACUUUCAAGGCAUUGGUACAGAUUGCAUUGAUGUGCCACACAAGAACAAGAAGUCCCGGGCCAAGAUGGCAGGUGAACCCAUGACCACAGAUCUAGACCCUGAUGAUGAUGAUGAUGAUGACUCAGAGGAUGCCCUUAGUGAAUUUGAUUUCCUGGGCUCAGGAGAGGAGUGCGAGGGGGCUGGGGAGGCGCGUAUCUCAGGAGAUGGCCGCGAGUUAGAAAACCGCAGGAACAAGUUGCAAGGCAUGAUGUCGGAUUUUUCCUCAAAGUCCUCCUCGCCCACUUCUGUCCCGGGUCAGUGUCGUUCUGCGGAAGGGGGCAAUCUGAGUUUCUCUUCUGAAGUGUUCAUACUGGAUGCAGUUGGAGGAGGGGACAUAAACCUUGGCGAGCUGGCUGACCUCACUGUUGCUAAUGACAAUGAACUUACUAGUGACCUGCAGGACAGUCGAGAGGAGUUUAAGAAGACAUGGAAUCCACGCUUUACGUUGCGAAGCCACUUUGACGCUAUCCGAGCACUGACAUUUCACCCCAGUCAAGCUGUGCUGUUGACAGCUUCAGAGGAUGGCACACUGAAACUUUGGAACCUGAACAAGGCCAUGCACUCCAAAAAAAAUGCAGCACUGGACGUUGAGCCUGUUUACACUUUCCGAGCACACAGUGGAGCAGUCCUCUCUCUAUCCAUGGGUGAGGAAGGGGAGACCUGCUAUAGUGGGGGUCUGGAUGGAAGCGUGCGUUGUUGGAAAAUUCCAGAUCUUAAUGUGGAUCCUUACGACAACUAUGACCCAGGUGUUCAGAGUAGUGUGCUGUUGGGUCAUGAGGAUUCAGUGUGGGAUCUGGCAUAUUCUUCCACCCUGAAACGCCUGGGCUCCUGCUCAGCAGAUGGCACUGUGCGCAUUUGGGACCCCCAAAGUUCAACUCCUUGCAUAUCUGUUUUCAACAAAGAGAAAGAACAUGGCACUCCCACCUCCAUUGCAUUUGGGAAUGCUGACUUGUCCCAGGCAGUGGUGUCCUUUGAUGGUGGUGAGACUGUCCUCUAUGACCUCAACACUGAGCAAAGCAUUUUGGUUCUGGAGACCCAGACUAAGGAUGGCAGUGAGCUGAUUAACCGUGUGGUCAGUCAUCCAACCCAAUCUGUCUCUAUCACUGCCCACGAAAACCGCACCAUCCGCUUCAUGGACAACAAGACAGGGAAAGUGAUUCACUCUAUGGUGGCUCACCUGGAUGCAGUAACUUGUCUCACCACAGACCCUAAAGGCACUUACCUCAUAUCUGGCAGUCAUGACUGCUCGGUUCGCUUGUGGAUGCUGGAUAAUCGAACAUGCGUGCAAGAGAUCACAGCCCAUAGGAAGAAGCAUGAUGAGGCCAUCCACGAUGUGGCGUUCCACUCCUCACAGCCCUUCAUUGCCAGUGCUGGAGCUGAUGCCCUGGCUAAAAUUUUUGUCUGACUGCCUAAUCCUGGCUCUUUUUCAUCUUCAUUGGGGAUACACCUUCACUAUUGGGCCUGACGUUGGGAUGAUUCUUCUACACAUACAUUACAUGCACAAAGAGGAAACAACACACCACUGCCUGUGUAAUAGGCAUGGGACUCCAUUCCUCAUAUUACUUUGCUUUCCUUUCCUUUAAUGCCUCACACGCUGUGACAGAAAUUGUACUUUGUUGACAGGAAUUGUUUUUUAAAUGCAAUGGUUUUAAUUUUAAUCUGCACAAGGAUUAUUUUUUGUUUUUUUUCAGGCUGUUUAGUGUGUAGAAAGUAAUUUCCAUUCUUUUGACAGAUGUACACAUCUUCAUACCAACACACAAUUGUUUUCAUUUUGAUGUCUGAUUUAGGACAAGUAUUUGACUGCUGUUGGCCGACAAGACACCUCCCAAGUUGCAUAUUUCAUCAGUGCCAAUGUUAAACAUCCUUGUCUGUAAGCUAAUUCCCAAAUAAUGGGAACAGCUGUUGCCUAGUUACAUGGGCAAAUGAUGCAUUUCAUUCCAAAGACUGCUGUAGAAGACUUCUUUAGGCAUCCAGUUGCCACUUUUCAGCAGUACAGAAAAAAGUCAUAGCUUUAACUUUAGCCUCAUAACUGCACACUCAAAGCCUUAGAUUUUCAAUGUUCUCCCUCAUUUGUAUCAUUACAUUUUUAUAUCAAGUGUGUGUUUGCUAUGUGUGUACGUAGAACAGGAAAGUGUCUACAUGUGAUUGCAUCAUCAUAAUUCAUAUCCACACUAAUCACAUAAUGAGAAGUGGUCUGCUGUUUUGUAGAAACUUUGGUUGCAAAUGCUUUUUGGCCAGGUAGUUGCAAAGAAUCUUUUAUGUACAUAAUGAUACUCUCUCUCAGUGUGCACUGUAUAUAGCCCGCUGUCUCACAAAUCUUGGUGCUAAGCUCUUCUGAAUCAGGGAACUGUUGCUGUAAGCUGGUGGAAUGUAUUUAUACCUAGCGUAAGCCUGCCAUUGCUAAGUUGUUCCAUCCACUAGGCAGUUUCCUGCAACUUCAGAAUAACAGCCAUUCGAGUGAAAUUCAAAAAUCUGCUGAUGAAAUGUGCUUUUAUUAAAUGUGACAAGUGGCAUCAUCUGCAUCUUGGUAGACACUGAUGUCAGAGCAGUAUGAAUUCUUGCUGUUUGCUGCAGGAUGGACUUUGCCUCCAUGUUAAACUUUAUAAGGUUUAUUAUUUACCAUUACUAUUAUUGAUCUAAGAAGGUUAAGCAUACAAAGUUGUUUAUUAGUGAGGGUGAUUGAUAAUUGCUUUUGCAAAGUUGCCAUCUAAGUUGCCAGUUUAACUUCAAAGGAUUCUUUGUCAUAGUUUAUCUAGAAUGUGUUUCACUAGCCCCUAGAGUUCAGGGAGAGUGGAGGGAGGCAUCUGAAUAUGGUAAGCAGCUUGUCUGGUUCUUAUUAGUGUGCUUUUGUCAGUGGUGGUGGAGUUUUGUUACAGAUCCAGGCACCAAAUAAAACUCUGAAGGGCCUGUCUCUACCCUGCUCCCUGUAGACAUAGUGACAAGAUGGAAAACACUACUAAAGGAGAGACGAGAUUUUAUGAACCCAAAUGGGAGGAUGGGAGAAAAUUAGAGGAAAGAAGCAAUCACAGUUUAGUGCACAAUAAUUUUGACAGAGAAUAGCUAUGAGCAUUGGUGGUCAAAAGUCAUGAUGGUUUUUGCCAGCUUUUGUAUUACUUGGUUUGUUUUUGCCAAUUGACCUGUUUUCUACAGAUGCAUGACUGGAGGCUUGUUGGUAAGCAAUGGAAAGAGCAAUUACAGUAAGCCACUUUUAGAGAGAGUGUAGUUGUCAAUCAGUAACUUGGCUCCCUCUAUUCAAAUACCUCUCCAUCCUGGAAUAAAAGUGUACACACUAGCAGGGGAUGCACAGAAUGUUAUUCUUUUUCAAAAGCAAGCUAAAUACUCCCUUGGUAUAGUAUUGCCAUAUAAAAUGGCAAUAAUGUCUUCAGUGAUUUUAGUGAGGAAUCAUGGAAGUCACUUGUUCAGUCAAUGCAUGUUAAACACACAAUUGCAGACUUACUGGGAUAGAGAUCAUCUUCCCUAGCUGUUUGCUCCUUUCCUUGGAAGUGAUUCAGGACUUAGGAGUGAUGGUUAGUUUCAUGCUACACUACAUUUUUAAGUGAACUGGGAUUAUAUGGUCUCUAAUAAAUAAUUGUUAGGUUCACUUCCAUAGAUUGCAGACUGCAUGAGUCUGUAGAAAGUUUUAGUAGGCCCCUUUUUUGUACCCUUGAACCUCAAACUAGCCUUUUAAAAUGCCGAAGUAAUCACAUUUCUCCAAGUGAGGAUAAAUCAAUUACAGAAAGAAAGAUGAAAACAUAAAAUGUAGCUGCCAUUGCAUAAUAUAAAUGUCUGCCAUACUCACCCUCGUUUGUUGCUUUUCUUUAAUAGAGUCAUCAUUAUUUUGAUUACAGUUCUUAAGGUGUAAGAAUAUAAUAGUAUCAUAUGUGAUUAUUUGGGUUUUUUAGGCUUAGAACUUGCUUGUGAUUGAGAAAUGCAGUGUAAAGCUGUUGGGGGAGGAGUAAUAGUUAUA